Molecule: messenger RNA, 1551 nt
Organism: Vicia villosa (hairy vetch)
Lineage: Eukaryota; Viridiplantae; Streptophyta; Magnoliopsida; Fabales; Fabaceae
Exons: 3
Coding region: 1-1551 (516 amino acids)
Source: RefSeq, a predicted model, not a curated record
AUGGCAGCUCCCGUAGAAAGAUUGUUAGGUGAUUAUGGUGGAGCAAAUGCACCAGCUGGCCGGAUGACUAUUGUCAAUCAACCGGUCGAUGUUGCCCACUUUCAGUUGCACCCGGCAACAAUAAGACAACUUGAGAAGAAACCUUUCUCUGGAAGAAUUAAUGAAGAUGCCAACAAGCACUUACAAAGGUUUCUCACCAUGACUACGUCGUUAAAAACAGAGGGGCAUUCUGAAGAGGCAAAGAAACUAAAUUUUGGGAAUGGUCUUAAACUGAAGACAAAGCAACUUAUUGACACAGCUGCCGGUGGCUCAACAAAUUUCAAAACAGCCACGGAGAUCAAGAAGAUUAUUGAUGCUAUCGCGGCAAAUGAACACUUGGAGUUAUAUGACCGCAAUGUUAAUCAGCCUGAAGGGUUAGUCGAUUUAAAAUUGUCAAACCAAGUUGUUAAGAUGGAAGACCAAAUUGCGGCUGAAGUUGAACGAAGACUGAAACAAAUGGCCCUCGAGAAGCAAACCGUAGCACAGGUUCAACCAGUCCAGCCAACUCAAACGGUAAAUUGUCAUAUUUGUGGAGGACCUCAUUUUUCCAUGCAUUGUGUGGCAACAGCUCAAGAGGUGGAGGAAAUCAAUUUUUUGAAGCAGAACAAUCCCUACUUCAACACUUACAAUCCGGGAUGGAAAAAUCAUCUGAAUUUCUCCUGGAAAGAUCAACAAGGGAAUGUUCCUAAACAAGGAGCUGUGCCAUAUCAAAGUCUACCACAACAACAACAAUAUCGCCCACCGCAACAACCAUAUCAACAGCCAUACCAGCAACAACAACAACAAUUUCAGCCACAGGGACCAAGAAAAGCAGACUGGGAGAUCGCCAUUGAAAAGAUGAUGAGUCAAAUUGCACAACAAAUGGCAAAUCCUCAACAAUCGGGUGCUCUACCUAGUGCCACGGUUACAAAUCCUAAAGACCAUACUAAUGUGAGUGCUAUAAGCACUAGGAGUGGUAAAGCCAAUGAAGUUGUGGAGGAAAAUGUUGAGGAAGAAGAGUCGUUGCUUGAAGUUGAUGUGGAAAUAAAGGAAAAUGAGGUAGAAGCUGAGGAUGUGGUUAUAUCAGAACCGGUGACGAAAGGGAAGAUUAUUGAGCCAAAACCGGCUGUUAAACUUCCUUUUCCCACUAGAAAUAAAAAGAAGGGACAGCAUGAGAAAAAUUUUGAAAAAUUCUUGGAGAUGUUCAAGAAACUUGAAUUAAAUAUCCCAUUCCUAGAGGCGUUAGAGCAAAUGCCCACCUAUGCAAAGUUCAUGAAGGAUAUUAUAUCCAAGAAGAGGACCAUCGAUCGUGAUCCGAUUAUUCUAACCGAAACUUGUAGUGCUAUUUUGCAGGGUAUGAAGAUUCCGGUGAAGAAGAAGGAUCGAGGUUCUGUGACUAUUCCUUGUACCAUUGGGGAUAGAUCUUUCAAAAAAGCCCUUAUUGAUCUGGGAGCAAGUGUGAGUCUUAUGCCGCUGUCCAUUUACAAGAGAUUGGGGAUAGGUAAAGUGCAAGAUACAAGAAUGACACUCUAA